AUGCGUGGGGUCCCAGCAACCGAACGUCAACACCACAUCGACGUCGAAGGUAAGAGAUCGUUCACCUCUCAGAACAUCAAGGACGAGGAUGGCAAGGUCCUUCGGAACCCCACGUUUAUUCGCCAACGGUGGGCACGGUGGUCCCACAAGCUUCUCAACACCAAGUCGCCGACCAUCGACCUGCAUGCGGCUGACAAGGCCAAGCGAUGGCCCACGUGCGUGCCACUCGACGACAUACCAUCUCUACUUGAGAUUGAGGAAGCGGUACGGGAAAUGGCCAACAGAAAGGCCGUCGGGCCGGACGACCUACCGGCUGAGCUGAUCAAGCUUUUCCUGGACGGAGAUCAAGGUCUCCUCCGCGAAUUCCACGCCAUUGUCGUGGACGUGUGGCAGACGGGGGACGUACCACAGCAGGAGGCGGAAGCGUCCGCGAAGCGCCAGCGCGCGAGGCAAGCAGAAGCAGAGAGUACGGCCAUCUCAGGGCCGACGAGAAAGAGAGCCGGGGAAGCGGCGGUCGGGGGGAAGAAACGGCGACCGGGCACUGCUGUCGAAGCGAGUAGGGCGGCCGAGGCAGCACUUGUGGCGAACUAUGUACCCGGCUGAUGUUGUUGCGCCCUGUUUCCCUCCCUGCUGAAUGCUAUACUCCUUUAUGUAUGUCCUUUGUAUUGCCUUCGGCCUCUGUGCUGUGUUUUUUUUUUUCAUGACCUCCCUGCCUACUCUGCUGUGUUGGGUACCUUGAUCUCGCUUUGCUGUUGCCUUUGUUUUUGUACGUCUGACUGUCUGCCCAUCUGCCGCCUCUUUGUCCUGUCUGCUCCGUUACUCCCAUGCCUUGGUGCGUAGUGCCUGGUGCCGGUACGUUACCUUUUGAUUUUUUCUUUGGGCGGGUGUGGGAAGCGUCCUCCUUUAUUUUUGUUUUUGUUUUAUUUUUAUCGGUUUCCAAAGGCUCUUUUCUCGAACGGUCGGUGCGAUACCUUUUCUUUUCUUUCUAUCAUUUUGUUUUCUUU
Messenger RNA from Ectocarpus sp. CCAP 1310/34, 1004 nucleotides. The record is from the annotation of a GenBank genome assembly. NCBI's taxonomy places the organism in Eukaryota, Phaeophyceae, Ectocarpales, Ectocarpaceae.